This is a messenger RNA of Balearica regulorum gibbericeps (East African grey crowned-crane), 1290 nucleotides long. RefSeq names its product mab-21 like 4 (gene MAB21L4). Lineage: Eukaryota; Metazoa; Chordata; Aves; Gruiformes; Gruidae. The record is from RefSeq and is a predicted model, not a curated record.
AUGUCAGCCAGCGCUUCCCACUGGCGCAGCUACCUGGGGGCAAUAGUGUCCCACGAGAGGCAGCGGCUGGGGAAAAAAAAGACCCUGCUGGAGGAUGUCCAUGCCAGGGACCCCCGCUUCCUUGUGGACUACGCCAGGAACCUGGAAGCCUUCGAGUUUGCUCUCUGCACUUCCGAGGAUGCUGUCACCGUGGAGGUCCCCCUGAGGAUCGACGGCGAUGCCCUGCGGGUGCUGGCAUGCUGGCCCGGGGACACCCCAGCCGGGCACUGCCUGGGGCUGGGCACCUUCUGUCUGGAAGUGCCCUCUCCAGGGACUGACUUGGAGGACUGGACCAGCGCCGUGGGUGUAAUGGAGCAAGGAGGUAUGGGGUGCCUGGUUCCAGGCAAAGUCCUCCAGCACCUGAAAGAGCUCCUUGUUUCAGCCAUCGUGCGCUGCCAACGCCUCUUCCUGUUCCAGCCAGGUGACCUCAGCGCCAAAAAUCUGCAGGAAGAUGCCAUGGAGCUUUCCCUGCUGAUCCGUGGAGGCUGGAAGACCGUCCGCUUUGACAUUGUCCCUGUGGUGAGGAGGCGACAGGAGCCGCUCUGGCUCAAGGGGCGGCAGAAGGACAGGGGCUUCCCCGAAGGCAGCCUCCGGAGGGCCACCGAAGAGGCCCACUUUGUCCCUGCCUCUGUGCAUCACUGGAGAUCCUCCACUCACCUCCCCAUCCUGAAGCUACUCCGGGCAGUGGACACACUGAAAGGACACCGUCUGGACAGCCUUCGCCUGCUCAACCAGCUCCGCAGCCAGGACUGGGGGGAGGAGGGUGGGAAAGCUGGUCUCACCUUCAACCACCUGAAGAUGGUGCUGCUGUGGAGCACGGAACUCUUCCCCUGCCCAGAGGACUGGCAGGACCUGGCGGGGUCCGCCCACCGGGCACUGGGGGAGAUCCUCCUCCGUUGCCUGGCCACCCGGCACCUGCCCCACUUCCUGCACCUGGAGGAGAACCUCUUUGGAGGAGACGCCCCGGACUUCGCCUCCCUCUACCGUAAGGUGGAGAGCUUCGCCCGGGACCCUCGAUGCUUCCUCCACUUUCAUUUUGGCCUCCUUGCACGCACUGACGGCUGGCAGACAGACCCUGGCACCCAGGCCCUCCUGCAGCUCCCCACGGAGGACAGGUCCUACUGGGACACAGCCUACUUUGACAUCCUGCUUAGCCAGUUCCAGGUGUACCGGAUCCAGGACAGCACACGCCACUCAGCAAUGUCCCAGCUCCUCUCCAAGAUCCAGCGAGAAAUCCCCCAGCAAAGCUGA